This is a messenger RNA of Syngnathoides biaculeatus (alligator pipefish), 747 nucleotides long. Its product is annotated as metalloproteinase inhibitor 2-like. Gene Ontology annotation, molecular function: protease binding; metalloendopeptidase inhibitor activity. Gene Ontology annotation, biological process: negative regulation of membrane protein ectodomain proteolysis; negative regulation of endopeptidase activity. Gene Ontology annotation, cellular component: extracellular matrix. Bases 114 to 689 code for a protein of 191 amino acids. The record is from RefSeq and is a predicted model, not a curated record. The transcript is spliced from 5 exons. Lineage: Eukaryota; Metazoa; Chordata; Actinopteri; Syngnathiformes; Syngnathidae.
UCGUGCAGAACCCCCCCCCCCCCCCGGUCGGUUUCGUCGAACAGCAGCCCAGUUUGCGCGAUCCAAACGGCCCCCUUGCUACAACUUUUGACGGUAGGCCUGACUGAUCAACGAUGUCCUGGUCGGCAAAGAGUUUAGCGCUGCCCCUGGUGCUGCUGUGCUUGUGGGGGCUUCAGGAAGGAACGCGAGCCUGCAAAUGUGUCAGCCGACACCCGCAAGAGGCGUUUUGCCAAUCGGAUGUUGCCAUCAAGGCAAAGGUUGUUGGGAAGGUCGACACGACCUUAAAUCCCAUUAAGUAUCGCAUCAAACAGAUCAAGAUGUUCAAGGGUCCUGAAAAGCGAUUUUGUUACUUCUACACUGAACCCGACUCUGCAGCUUGUGGCGUUAAUCUCUCCAAUAACACCGAGUAUCUUCUAUCAGGCAGACUGGCCUCCGACGGUUCCAUGCACGUCUCCCUGUGCGACUUCUAUCAACGCUGGGAAGACUUGAGCGCCAUGCAAAAGAGAGGCCUAGUCCAGCGCUACCAAACGGGCUGCGAUUGCAAGAUCACUCGCUGCGUCUCCACCCCGUGCGGCCGAGGCCCGACCGAGUGCUUGUGGACGGACUUUCUUAUGGCGAAGGUGUUCCGACACUUGGCUUGCAUCAAGAGAAGCGACGGCUCUUGCGCCUGGUACACGACGGUCGCCUAACCCAAACUGCUUUAUAGAUGUCUGAGAGCUUUCACUCAAAUAAACGUCGUAAACUCAA